AUGUCAGGGCUAUCGCUUCAUAUACAAUUAUACACGUAUAAGCCAUCAGUAUUCUCCAUGAUGAGUGGAUCACAGUCGAAUACUUUUGAUAAUAUCAUCCUUUUAUGUGAUUCAUACAAAGUGAGUCACUAUUCUCAGUAUCCUGCUGGUACAGAAUUCAUUUACUCUUAUUUUGAAAGCCGUGGCGGGAGAUUUCCCAAUUCUGUAUUUUUUGGAUUGCAGUAUAUUUUAAAAAAAAAUUUAGUUGGUCAAGUAGUAACACAUGAAAAAAUUGAUGAGGCGAAAUCCAUUUUACUAAGCCAUUUCGGUAGAGAUAUUUUCAAUGAAGAAGGAUGGAGAUACAUUGCUAAUCACCAUAAAGGUUAUUUACCAAUUGUCAUUAAGGCAGUACCUGAAGGUACGUUGGUGCCUACAAAAAAUGUCUUAAUGACCGUUGAAAAUACAGAUCCAAAAUGUUACUGGCUUACUACGUAUCUUGAGACUAUAUUAGUACAGGUUUGGUAUCCGAUGGCUGUAGCAACAAAUUCACGAGCAAUGAAACAAAUUAUUGUUAAGUAUCUUCAUGAAACUGCAGAUGACUUUUCUACUGAAUUUAAACUUCAUGACUUUGGAUUCCGAGGCGUCUCCUCCAUUGAAUCUGCUGCAAUUGGUGGCACUGCACAUUUAGUGAAUUUCAAAGGAACUGAUAGUUUGGUUGCCUUGUUAUUCGCCAGAAGGUAUUAUAAUUGCCCGACAGCUGGAUUCAGUAUACCAGCCACAGAACACAGUGCAAUGACUGUAUGGGGUGAAGAGAAUGAAACAAAUGCAUAUUCGAAUUUACUUAAUUUGUAUCCUGAUGGAACAUUUGCCUGUGUGUCCGAUAGUUAUGAUAUAUGGAAUGCAUGCAGUAAUAUAUGGGGUGAGGCACUACGUGAUAAGGUUAUAAAUCGUAAUGGUACAGUUGUUAUACGACCGGAUUCAGGUGAUCCAGUUGUAAUUAUGCCAAAAGUAUUAGAUAUUUUAGGCAGCAAGUUUGGUUAUAAAAUUAAUUCUAAAGGUUACAAAGUUCUACCAUCGUGUAUACGAGUUAUACAAGGUGAUGGUGUUUCAUUAGAAUCAUUAGAUCCUAUUCUGAAUAGUAUCAAAACAGCUGGUUGGAGUGCUGGAAAUGUUAGUUUCGGAAGUGGUGGUGCAUUAUUACAACGUUUAAAUCGUGAUACACAGAAAUGUGCAUUCAAAUCAAGUUUCGCUAUAGUUAAUGGUCAUAAGAUUCAAGUUUCCAAACAUCCAAUCACUGAUCCACAAAAAAAUUCGAAAAAAGGUCGUUUAACAUUAGAAAAAUGUCCAAUAACUGGUAUACUUAUGACGGUUGAAGAAGGUUGUGGUAGUCCAUAUAAUGAUGUACUUAUCCCAGUUUAUGAAAAUGGCGUCUUAUUAAAAGAUUAUACACUGGAUGAAAUACGUGAACGAAUUGAAAAGUAUCCACUUGAAGAUUGA
Schistosoma margrebowiei is the source of this 1476-nucleotide messenger RNA. NCBI's taxonomy places the organism in Eukaryota, Metazoa, Platyhelminthes, Trematoda, Strigeidida, Schistosomatidae. The record is from the annotation of a GenBank genome assembly.